This is a messenger RNA of Vicia villosa (hairy vetch), 3026 nucleotides long. RefSeq names its product translocase of chloroplast 90, chloroplastic. Gene Ontology annotation, molecular function: GTPase activity; GTP binding. Lineage: Eukaryota; Viridiplantae; Streptophyta; Magnoliopsida; Fabales; Fabaceae. The transcript has 3 exons. Gene Ontology annotation, cellular component: chloroplast outer membrane. Gene Ontology annotation, biological process: protein targeting to chloroplast. The coding region runs from base 252 to 2621 and encodes 789 amino acids. The record is from RefSeq and is a predicted model, not a curated record.
UAGAGUAACCUAAGGUGUGUAUCGUCUUCUCUUGUUCGUCUCUUUCUUAUCCCCAUAAUCUCUAUCUACACAUUUUUGUUUUCUUCGUCAUCGAUUCCUCUCUCUCGUACUACACCCCCUUCACCUUCAUCUUCGUAUCUUUUCUGUCUUCACCGCUCUUUCUCCCAUUCAUCGUGUUCUGUAUCCAUUAGUUGUUCCUUUCCACGCGAUUAGGGUUUACCCACUCACCACAAAAAUGCUUCAUAUACUACAUGUUAGUUGGUAGGAUGAAGGGUUUUAGAGAUUGGGUUUUAUCACAAAUAGUUUCCAAGUCGUUGGUAUCGCCAACACCGUUAUCAGGCGGUAAUAGUUUCUAUGCGGCAGAGCGGCCAAGUGAAGAUGUUAAUGAGCAAGCUCCCACAGCUAAUAGUGUAACAUUGCCGAUUCCAUCUGGCACAUCAAACUCUUCUGCCAAUCAGAGUAAUCCGAGUAGUUCCACACUGCAGCAAGCUUCAGAUGCAGAAAUUUCUCAAUCUCAAGUUAGCGGUAAUGGAAGACAGAAGGAUACUUUGGCAAAGGUUGAGGAUCUCCAAGUUAAAUUUUUCCGCCUGCUCCAGCGCCUCAAUCAGUCAAAAGAAAACCUCUUGGUCACAAAGGUUCUUUAUCGGAUGCACCUGGCAACUUUGAUUCGUACUGAAGAAUUGGAUCUGAAAAGAGUUAACCUCAGUAGCAGUAGAGCCCGAGCAAUAGCAAAUCAACAGGAGGCGGAUGGGAUGCCCCAAUUGGAGUUCUCCUGCAGAAUACUAGUCCUUGGUAAAACAGGAGUUGGUAAAAGUGCUACCAUAAACUCUAUAUUUGGUCAAGAAAAAGCCACGACGAAUGCUUUUCAACCUGCUACUGAUCGCAUCCAAGAAAUUGUGGGAACUGUAAACGGGCUUAACAUAACGUUUAUUGACACCCCCGGUUUCCUGCCUUCCUCUACCGAUAACGUGAAGAGAAAUAAGAGGAUCAUGCUGUCUGUGAAGAGAUUCAUUAGAAAAUCCCCUCCAGACAUCGUUUUAUAUUUUGAACGGCUUGAUCAUAUCAAUUCUGGUUACAGUGACCUCCCACUUUUGAAACUCAUAACUGAAGUAUUUGGUGCAGCAAUCUGGUUCAACACUAUUUUAGUCAUGACUCAUUCUUCCUCAGCUAUUCCAGAAGGACUUGAGGGAUAUACUGUCAAUUAUGAUUCAUAUAUAUCUCAAUGUACUAACCUGAUACAGCAGUAUAUACAACAGGCAAUGUUAGAUUCAAGGCUUGAAAACCCUGUACUUUUAGUUGAGAAUCAUCCUCAGUGCCCAAGAAAUGUUACGGGGGAGACAAUUCUUCCUAAUGGACAGGUUUGGAGAUCUCAACUCUUGUUAUUUUGCAUUUGUACCAAAGUUCUGGGCGAUGUAAACUCCCUCCUUAAGUUUCAGAAUGGUGUAGAACUAGGACCAGCAAAUAGUACCCAAGUUCCUUCUCUGCCACAUCUUCUUUCGUCCCUGUUACGUCAUCGCCCUGUAUGUAAUCAAAAUGGAAUUGAUGAUGAAGUGGAGGAAAUUUUACUUUCAGACAAGGAAGAAGGAGACGAGUAUGAUCAACUUCCAUCCAUACGAAUAUUGACAAAAGCCCAGUUUGAAAAGUUGUCCAAGUCGCAGAAAAAAGAUUAUCUGGAUGAAUUGGAUUACAGGGAGACCCUUUACUUAAAGAAACAAAUGAAAGAAGAGUAUCGUAGGCGCAAGGAUAAGUUGCUCUUAGAAGAACAAGAGUUUUUAAAUAGUAAUAAUUCUGAUGAUCAACAGGCUCCUCCUGAACCUAUUCAGUUACCGGAUAUGGCUGUUCCUCUAAGUUUUGAUUCGGACUGUGCUGUACAUAGAUAUCGCUGCCUAGUUGAUAAUGAUCAGUGGCUUGUGAGACCUGUUCUUGAUCCCCAAGGAUGGGAUCACGAUGUGGGUUUUGAUGGUAUAAACUUGGAGAUAUCUACUGAAAUAAAGAAGAAUGUGUCCGGCACGGUUGUGGGACAAAUGCAUAAGAACAAGCAGGAUUUCAAUAUUCAAUCUGAGUGUGCUGCAACUUAUGUUAAUCCACUGGGUCCUACUUAUUCUAUCGGCGUUGAUGUUCAAUCUGCUGGUAAAGAUAUGGUUUAUACCGUUCAUACCGACACAAAAUUGAAAAACAUAAAACACAAUAUUGCUGAUUGCGGUGUUUCUUUGACAUCUUUCGGAAAGAAAUACUACGUGGGUGCAAAAGUUGAGGAUACUUUGCUUAUCGGAAAGAGAUUAAAAUUUGUUGUUAAUGCUGGCCGAAUGGAAGGUCACGGGCAAGUGGCGUAUGGUGGGAGUUUUGAAUCUUGUUUACGCGGUGAAGAUUAUCCUGUAAGAAAUGACAACUUAAGCCUGACAAUGACAGUCCUCUCCUUCAAUAAAGAGACGGUGUUGAGUGGAAGUUUACAAUCUGAGCUCAGGUUGAGUCGAAGCCUGAAAGCAACUGCUAGUGCUAAUCUAAAUAGUCGCAAAAUGGGGCAGAUAUGUAUAAAGAUGAGUAGCUCUGAGCAUUUACAAAUUGCAUUGGUUGCAGUUUUCUCAAUUUUGAAGGUCCUGUUAUUUAAAAAGGAGAUUUAGUACAAUAUUAUUUGAAGAAAGUAGUGGAAAGAUAAUUAGGUUCUGUUUGAUAGGGAAAAAAGUGAAAAGUGGUGAAGCAUUUCUGCAGGAAAGGAUCGAUUUGGACCAUUUUCCCUUUCUUAGGGAAAACGAAAUUAGGAUUGGAUUUUUUUGAGUUAGUUAUUUAUUUUUUGCUAUACUUCAGAUUCCAGUUUUUUGAAGUCUCUUUAGGUAAGGCUGGCAUCUUGAACCUGUAACCUAUUGUUGUUCAAUAAUCAGUAUUUGGUUGUUUCCACAAUUAUAGACGUUGAUUUGUAGUAAAUAAAGUUAUAACUGUACAUUAAAGCACAGAAACUCUGGUUUAUAUUUUUUUUUGUGAUUUGUUCAAAUAAGUCAAAUUUCUCGGUUCAACAGGAGCUAUUGCAA